AUGCCGGAGGACGGGUACGAGUGGAAGAAGUACGGCCAGAAGUUCAUCAAGAACAUCCAGAAAAUCAGGAGCUACUUCCGGUGCCGGCACAGGCUGUGCGGCGCCAAGAAGAAGGUGGAGUGGCACCCGUGGGACCCCAGCGGCUACCUCCGCAUCGUCUACGAGGGCGCGCACCAGCACGGCGCCCCGGAGGCGGCGGCGGCUCCUCCCGGCGCACAGCUGCAGGGCGGCGGCGCCUCCUCCAACAGAUACGAGCUGGGCGCGCAGUACUUCGGCGGGGCCCGGUCGCAGUGA
This is a messenger RNA of Miscanthus lutarioriparius, 294 nucleotides long. The record is from the annotation of a GenBank genome assembly. Lineage: Eukaryota; Viridiplantae; Streptophyta; Magnoliopsida; Poales; Poaceae.